GUAGUCCAGCCUUUACACCGGUUAAAUAAGCUCAUGUUAGAGACAGCCCUUCCAUGUUGUGAGCACAUUAACAGUGAAAGGAUUCCCUGCCGCUCCACACACAGCGCUGCGUUUUGCCGCCGAAUUUCCUCCACCUGGUCCACGAGCCCUGUUGUUUUGAUAUUGACUCUGCUUUGUCUCCUCCGCCACACACUGGAGCCGUCACACAUCUCCUUCAAACACUUGUGACCAACAAGCCCAGUCUGCACUUGAACUGGAUACAAAACCUGUCCGUUUUUUUUUUGCUUCAGUUUUCCAUUUGUAUUUUUUUUUAAAUGAUACAAUGUCGUCUUUGCCAGGAACGGUACCGCGGAUGAUGCGCCCGGCUCCCGGACAGAACUAUCCCCGCACCGGAUUCCCUCUGGAAGUGUCCACUCCUCUGGGCCAGGGGCGGGUCAACCAGCUCGGAGGGGUCUUCAUUAACGGACGACCGCUUCCCAACCACAUCCGACACAAGAUAGUGGAGAUGGCCCACCACGGGAUCCGGCCCUGCGUCAUCUCCCGCCAGCUGCGGGUCUCUCACGGCUGCGUCUCCAAGAUCCUGUGCCGCUACCAGGAGACCGGCUCCAUCAGGCCCGGGGCGAUAGGAGGCAGCAAGCCCAGGCAGGUCGCCACGCCGGAUGUGGAGAAGCGGAUAGAGGAGUACAAGCGGGACAACCCCGGCAUGUUCAGCUGGGAGAUCCGGGACAAGCUGCUGAAGGACGGGGUGUGUGACAGAAGCACAGUUCCUUCAGGUGAGGCCUCCUCUGUGAGUUCGAUCAGCCGUGUACUUCGAGCUCGAUUUGGAAAAAAGGAUGAUGAGGACGAGUGUGACAAAAAGGAUGAAGACGGAGAAAAGAAAAGCAAACACAGCAUCGACGGCAUCCUGGGCGACAAAGGCAGUCGGAUGGAUGAAGUGUCAGACGUGGAAUCGGAGCCUGACCUCCCCCUGAAGAGGAAGCAGCGCAGGAGUCGCACCACGUUCACUGCAGAGCAGCUGGAGGAGCUGGAAAAGGCUUUUGAAAGAACCCACUACCCCGACAUCUACACCAGGGAAGAACUGGCCCAGAGGACCAAACUCACAGAGGCCAGGGUCCAGGUUUGGUUCAGCAAUCGAAGGGCUAGGUGGAGAAAACAAGCCGGAGCUAAUCAGCUAGCAGCUUUCAACCACCUGUUGCCGGGUGGAUUUCCUCCCACUGGAAUGCCAACACUUCCAACAUACCAGCUGCCAGAGUCCAGCUACUCAACCAACAAUCUCUCCCAAGACGGUGGCGGCACAGUUCACCGUCCCCAGCCGUUACCUCCAUCUACAAUGCACCAGAGCGGUUUGUCUAGCACUGACAGCAGCUCUGCCUAUGGUCUGGCCUCCAACCGCCAUGGCUUCUCCAGCUAUCCUGACUCCUUUAUGAGCUCUGCAGCACCCAGCAACCACGUAAACCCUGUCAGCAACGGACUUUCCCCACAGGUGAUGAGCAUCCUGAGUAACCCCAACGGUGUUUCCUCGCAGCCACAACACGACUUCUCCAUCUCACCGCUCCACAGUGCCUUGGACUCCUCUUCAUCCAAUGCCAUCUCAGCCAGCUGCAGCCAGCGUUCAGCUGAGGCCUCCAUUAAGAUGGUGGACAGCCUUCCAUCAUCUCAGUCCUACUGCCCCCCCACAUACAGCACCACGAGCUACAGCAUGGACCCAGCUGUGGCUGCUGCCGGCUACCAGUACAGUCAGUAUGGCCAGACAGCUGUGGAUUACCUGGCUAAGAACGUGAGCUUGUCCAGUCAGCGCAGGAUGAAGCUGGCCGACCACUCAGCUGUGCUGGGACUGCUGCAGGUCGAGACUGGCCAGGCCUACUAGCACUCACCAGACAUGCAACAUGACACCUGGUCACCAGCACAACCCACACCUCCUGCUACCAUCCAUACAAAUCUCCCAGAAACUUUGGUGUGUGCCUGCGUGCAUGCGUGUGUGUUGGGCUGAUUUUAUACUUUAUUUGAUGUAACUGUAUAUCCAGGGUUUAAGGAUUAAAUGAUGCAGCUGUCCAAGCUUUAAACAUUCCCAAUGGGACCGACCAAAGCCACUGUUAAGAAUAUUGUUUGAUAUUUGUUGUUCAUAUUGCACUACAGCAAUAACUAGUGAUUUAAAAAAUUACUAUGUUAAUCCUGAGCCAAUCAGUUUAGACUGGAUGACCUGCUAUUUAAAGCAACUAUGUGUGACAAUUUAAUGUUUCUGAAAGUGUUUAAUUUUCCAUCUGAUAAUCAUGAAUGACUUGUAAGAGCAAACAACACUAACAGUGAAAAGGUGAGUUC
This is a messenger RNA of Etheostoma cragini (Arkansas darter), 2319 nucleotides long. RefSeq names its product paired box protein Pax-7-like. The coding region runs from base 323 to 1867 and encodes 514 amino acids. Gene Ontology annotation, molecular function: RNA polymerase II cis-regulatory region sequence-specific DNA binding; DNA-binding transcription factor activity, RNA polymerase II-specific. The record is from RefSeq and is a predicted model, not a curated record. Gene Ontology annotation, biological process: anatomical structure development; regulation of transcription by RNA polymerase II. NCBI's taxonomy places the organism in Eukaryota, Metazoa, Chordata, Actinopteri, Perciformes, Percidae. The transcript has 9 exons.